AUGGAAACGGUUGUGCAGGGAAGUCUCAACAUUAGUGUUAGGGCUUUGCAAAAAGAUGCAGAAGAUCAGAUUGGCUUCCCUGUCAGCUACAGCAAGGCUAGGCCUGCGAAGGAAAAUAUAUUCAAGAACUUGUAUGGAACCUAUGAGGAGGCCUAUUCUUAUGCCCCCAAAAUGCUUCAUCAGAUAGCAAGUGCUAAUAGGGGGACUCAAGUUUGGCAGAGAGAACGUCAGAACCCAAAGAACCCGGGUGAGCUAAUCCUGGACCGCUUAUUCUGGGCAUUCGCCCAGACUAUACAAGCCUUCAGGCACUGUCGCCCGGUAUUAUCAGUUGAUGGUACCUUUCUCACUGGAAAGUACAAGGGCACACUAUUGGUGGUGAUUGCAGCAGAUGCAAAUAAUCAGCUUCUUCCUAUUGCAUACGCACUGGUCGAGUGCGAGAACAAAGAUAGCUGGUUGUGGUUCCUGAGCUGCGUGAAGAUGGGUGUCGUGAAAGAGCAUUUAGGUGUUUGCAUCAUCUCUGAUCGCAACACAGGAUUAUUAAGUGCUCUCAACAUAAUUAAGGAGUCGUCAGAAGAGUGGGGGUGGCCGGAUCAAGAGGAAAGGUGGUGCAUGCGGCAUUUGGCAGCAAACUUUUACUCCAAAUUCAAGAAUAAGGAUUGGUUCAAGUUAUUCAAGAGGAUGUGCAUGCAGAAAACUGAAGCCAAAAUGAAUGUCAUCUGGGCAGGUAUCAAUGGUGAGAUCGAGCGCGCGACCUUGCCGCAGAGAGAAGACCGGAGGGGUCAAAGGACGGCCAUAAAUUUGAGCCAGUGGAUCGACGAGAAUUGCCCUGAUUUGUACAAGUGGGCGCAGGCCCACGACACCGGGGCUCGGUAUGGAAUAAUGACCAGCAACAUGUCAGACGUGUACAAUGGUGUUCCUAAAGGGGUGAGAGCCUUGCCUAUCACAGCCCUAAUUGAAGAAACUUGGAAUCGGACCCUGUCAUACUUUGCCGACAGGGUUACCGUGGCUAAAGCACAAGUUGAAUUGAACAAGCCAUGGUCCGAGAAGAUGCAAAGUCAUCUGGACGAGAAAGCAAAGAAGUCCCAAAGCCAUGGCUGCAGGAAAGUGGACGCACUUAGGAAUAAGUGGGAGGUCAAUGUGCGAGCCAAGUACGUUAAGGGUCACCACAGAGGAUCAAAAAAGCAAGCUGUCACCCUCGGCCCAACGUCCUGUGAGUGCACGUGUAACAAGCCAAAGCUUGAGGGCUACCCUUGUAGUCAUGUGCUCUGGGCGGCUGCAGAUCAAAAAAUCAGUGUUGAGCCAUACAUAUCACCGUACUUCAACAUGUACAAUCUGUACAACACUUGGAACGGUGAGUUCUGGGCCUGGGGCAUUGAUAUGAACUACAAAAUGAUGUGGCCAGAUGGGCCGAAAUGGGUUCCGAACGCCGACUUGAUGAGAACCGCCAAGGGACGACGUCAGUCUAGGCGUCAUCGCAAUGACAUGGACCAUAGCCAGAUGGGAGAACCAAGGCGAUGCCGCAUUUGUAGGUGUCCUGGACAUUCACGUAGGGAAUGCCCGUAUCGAGCGAACAACACCGCAUGA
Molecule: messenger RNA, 1584 nt
Organism: Aegilops tauschii subsp. strangulata
Lineage: Eukaryota; Viridiplantae; Streptophyta; Magnoliopsida; Poales; Poaceae
Molecular function (GO): zinc ion binding
Source: RefSeq, a predicted model, not a curated record